Arachis ipaensis is the source of this 989-nucleotide messenger RNA. The record is from RefSeq and is a predicted model, not a curated record. NCBI's taxonomy places the organism in Eukaryota, Viridiplantae, Streptophyta, Magnoliopsida, Fabales, Fabaceae.
CUUAAAUUGAAAAGAAAAGAUUUUGAGGUAUAUUUUUUUAAAUCAUAUUUAAGUGGGGUGUUUUCUAAUAUACAUGCAUAUGAGGAUCAUCAUUAUAAUGGAUAUAUGAUGAUAGUGUGAGUGAUUAAGUUAUUUGGGUUGGAAUUGAUUAGAAAGCUGAGGUUGGAGUAUGUGGAUAUGUAUUUGAUUCAUUGGCCAGUGAGGUUAAGACGAGAUGUUGAAGGCUUCAACUUUACUGGUGAAGAUGUGAUACCAUUUGACAUAAAAGGAACAUGGGAAGCCAUGGAAGAAUGUUAUAGAUUGGGAUUAGCCAAGUCUAUUGGUGUUAGCAACUUUGGCAUAAAAAAGCUCACACAACUCUUGGAAAAUGCCACUAUUCCUCCAGCUGUUAAUCAGGUUGAAAUGAACCCAUCAUGGCAACAAGGGAAGCUAAGAGAAUUCUGCAAACAAAAUGGGAUCCAUGUGAGUGCAUGGUCACCACUUGGAGCAUACAAAGUGUUUUGGGGUUCACCUGCAGUCAUGGAGAACCCAAUUCUUCUGGAAAUUGCUGAAGCUAGAAACAAGAGUGUGGCACAGAUAGCACUGAGAUGGAUAUGUGAAGAAGGAGCAAGUGCCAUUGUGAAGAGUUUCAACAAGGAGAGGAUGAGAGAGAACCUUGACAUAUUUGAAUGGGAACUGAGCCAAGAGGAAUCAGACAAGAUCGGCAAGAUUCCACAGAGCCGGCUCUAUAAGGCAGAAUUUUUUGUAUCUCAGAACGGUGUUUACAAGUCCUUGGAAGAGCUUUGGGAUGGGGACCCUUAAACAAGAACUCUUUGCAAUGAGGUUAUGAUUGACAGACUUUUACUAGGGAGUGGAUUUCUUAAUUUUUUUUUUUCUUUUUCUUUUGGUGUCCAUCCAAAGUUGUUCACAUAUAUAUGUAUUAAACCACUCUUCCACCUUAACCCCAUGACAACAAUAAAGACGUCUCAUGGCCCACAAAUUCAGCCCAA